Molecule: messenger RNA, 5943 nt
Organism: Mastomys coucha (southern multimammate mouse)
Lineage: Eukaryota; Metazoa; Chordata; Mammalia; Rodentia; Muridae
Gene: Slc4a8
Product: solute carrier family 4 member 8
Exons: 25
Coding region: 198-3473 (1091 amino acids)
Biological process (GO): regulation of intracellular pH; transmembrane transport; monoatomic anion transport
Cellular component (GO): plasma membrane
Molecular function (GO): solute:inorganic anion antiporter activity; monoatomic anion transmembrane transporter activity; sodium:bicarbonate symporter activity
Source: RefSeq, a predicted model, not a curated record
UCGGGGCGCCCUCUGAUUGGCUGCUGCGGGCGCCUCGCGGGCUGAUGGCUCUGAAGGUGGCGCCGGUUGAUGGUUGACCGGUCGUUGGAUCCAGGGUAGGGGUCGCCGCGCGUGCGAUCGGCUCACACAGGACCACAGGGCGGGGACUGCUGCAGCUCAACCUGGAACCCACCGGCGAGAUCAGGCUCCGCCCGGCCAUGCCCGCCGGGAGCAACGAGCCGGACGGCGUCCUCAGCUAUCAGAGACCAGAUGAGGAAGCUGUGGUGGAUCAGGGUGGGACCAGCACAAUUCUCAACAUUCACUAUGAGAAAGAAGAGUUGGAAGGUCAUAGAACUCUGUAUGUGGGGGUUCGGAUGCCGCUGGGGAGGCAGAGCCAUCGACACCACCGAACUCAUGGCCAGAAGCACCGGAGACGAGGAGGGCGGGGCAAAGGAGCCAGCCAGGGCGAGGAGGGCUUGGAAGCCUCCGCACACGAUACCCCGUCUCAGCGUGUUCAGUUCAUUCUUGGCACUGAGGAAGAUGAAGAGCACGUGCCUCAUGAGUUGUUCACAGAGCUGGAUGAGAUCUGUAUGAAAGAGGGGGAAGAUGCGGAAUGGAAGGAGACGGCCAGGUGGCUGAAGUUUGAAGAGGAUGUGGAGGAUGGGGGAGAGCGCUGGAGCAAGCCUUACGUGGCCACGCUCUCUCUGCACAGCCUGUUCGAGCUGAGGAGCUGCCUCAUCAAUGGUUCCGUCCUUCUGGACAUGCGUGCAAGUAGCAUAGAAGAGAUCUCAGACCUGAUCCUGGACCAGCAGGAGCUGCUCCGAGACCUGAGCGACAGUGUGCGGGUGAAAGUGCGGGAAGCCCUGCUGAAGAAACACCACCAUCAGAAUGAGAAGAAGAGGAACAACCUCAUCCCCAUCGUCCGCUCCUUCGCUGAGGUUGGCAAGAAGCAGUCUGACCCGCACUCCAUGGACAGAGACGGGCAAACCGUGUCUCCUCAGUCUGCUCCAGCUACAAACCUCGAAGUGAAGAAUGGCGUGAACUGUGAGCACAGCCCUGUGGAUCUAAGCAAGGUGGACCUUCAUUUCAUGAAAAAAAUCCCCACGGGGGCAGAGGCCUCCAACGUCCUGGUGGGAGAGGUGGAUACUCUGGACCGGCCCAUCGUCGCCUUUGUGAGGCUGUCCCCGGCCGUGCUCCUCUCUGGCCUGACAGAAGUGCCCAUCCCGACGAGAUUUUUGUUUAUCUUAUUGGGCCCAGUGGGAAAAGGGCAGCAGUACCACGAGAUUGGCAGGUCCAUGGCCACCAUCAUGACGGACGAGAUUUUUCAUGAUGUGGCGUAUAAAGCAAAAGAACGGGAUGAUCUCCUGGCAGGGAUUGACGAGUUCCUGGAUCAGGUGACAGUGCUCCCACCAGGGGAGUGGGACCCGUCUAUUAGAAUUGAGCCACCCAAGAAUGUCCCUUCCCAGGAAAAAAGGAAAAUGCCUGGUGUUCCAAAUGGGAACAUUUGCCACCUAGAACCAGAACCACAUGGGGGACACAGUGGGCCAGAGCUUGAGCGGACUGGGCGGCUGUUUGGGGGCUUGGUGCUGGAUGCCAAGCGGAAGGCUCCCUGGUACUGGAGUGACUACCGGGAUGCUCUCAGCUUACAGUGUCUGGCCUCCUUCCUGUUCCUGUACUGUGCCUGCAUGUCGCCUGUUAUCACCUUCGGGGGACUGCUGGGAGAAGCCACUGAAGGACGCAUAAGUGCGAUUGAGUCGUUGUUUGGAGCGUCCAUGACCGGGAUUGCCUACUCUCUGUUUGCUGGGCAGCCUCUCACCAUCCUGGGAAGCACAGGGCCCGUGCUGGUGUUUGAAAAGAUUUUGUUCAAAUUCUGCAAGGACUAUGCCCUUUCGUACCUCUCCCUGCGUGCUUGCAUUGGGCUGUGGACGGCCUUCCUGUGCAUCGUCCUGGUGGCAACGGAUGCCAGCUCCCUUGUCUGCUACAUUACCCGCUUCACCGAGGAAGCGUUUGCCUCCUUGAUUUGUAUUAUUUUCAUCUAUGAAGCCAUAGAAAAGCUGAUUCACCUGGCCGAGACCUACCCUAUCCACAUGCACAGGCAGCUGGACCACCUAAGCCUCUAUUACUGCAGGUGCGCGCUCCCGGAGAAUCCAAACAACCAUACAUUACAGUACUGGAAGGACCACAACAUCUUGACUGCAGAAGUGAACUGGGCAAACCUGACUGUCAGUGAAUGCCAGGAGAUGCACGGGGAAUUCAUGGGAUCUGCCUGUGGUCACCACGGACCCUACACGCCUGAUGUGCUCUUUUGGUCCUGUAUUCUGUUCUUCGCCACCUUCAUUGUCUCAAGCACCUUAAAGACAUUUAAAACAAGCCGCUACUUCCCGACCAGGGUCCGCUCCAUGGUGAGUGACUUCGCUGUAUUCCUCACGAUCUUCACUAUGGUGAUUCUUGACUUUCUGAUUGGUGUCCCAUCGCCAAAGCUCCAGGUUCCCAGUGUGUUCAAGCCAACAAGGGAUGAUCGAGGAUGGUUUAUUAAUCCCAUUGGCCCCAAUCCCUGGUGGACUGUGAUAGCCGCAAUUAUCCCAGCUCUCCUGUGCACUAUCCUGAUAUUCAUGGACCAGCAGAUCACCGCUGUCAUCAUUAACAGGAAGGAACACAAGCUCAAGAAAGGCUGUGGCUAUCACCUGGACCUGCUCAUGGUGGCCAUCAUGCUGGGAGUCUGCUCCAUCAUGGGCCUGCCUUGGUUUGUGGCUGCGACCGUCCUGUCCAUUACCCAUGUGAACAGCCUCAAGCUGGAAUCCGAAUGCUCCGCCCCGGGGGAGCAGCCCAAGUUCUUGGGCAUCCGAGAACAGAGAGUCACAGGGCUCAUGAUCUUCGUGCUGAUGGGCUGCUCAGUCUUCAUGACAGCUGUCUUAAAGUUUAUCCCAAUGCCAGUGCUCUACGGAGUUUUCCUCUACAUGGGAGUCUCUUCUCUCCAAGGAAUCCAGUUCUUCGACCGCCUGAAGCUCUUCGGGAUGCCUGCAAAACACCAGCCAGACUUCAUCUAUCUGCGGCACGUGCCGCUGCGUAAAGUGCACCUCUUCACACUUGUCCAGCUCACCUGCCUCGUCCUGCUCUGGGUUAUCAAGGCAUCGCCAGCUGCCAUUGUUUUCCCAAUGAUGGUCCUGGCCUUGGUCUUCGUCAGGAAAGUCAUGGAUCUCUGCUUCUCCAAGCGUGAACUAAGCUGGCUGGAUGACCUCAUGCCUGAGAGCAAGAAGAAGAAGCUGGACGAUGCAAAGAAGAAGGAGGCGGAGGAGGCUGAGAAGAUGUUGGACAUUGGGGGUGAUAAGUUUCCCCUCGAAAGCAGGAAGUUGCUAAGUAGCCCCGGCAAGAGCAACAGCUUCAGAUGUGACCCUUCUGAGAUUAAUAUAUCAGAUGAAAUGCCCAAAACCACGGUGUGGAAGGCUCUCAGCAUAAAUUCUGGAAAUACAAAAGAAAAGAGCCCCUUCAACUGAGAAUCUCUGCUGGGUGGAAGUCUCCAUGAGGUGCCUCGGAGAAGUGGGUUUUAAGAAAAUGGUGGGUCUCUCCGGGAAGAAGCGGAGCUGAGUCUGGCCCUGUUCUUGGUCAUCUCAAAGCCAUGUCACAUGGAAGCAUUCAGUCACUCCCGGUGUGCGUUUGGAGGACGUCCAGCUACCCGCAUACCAGCAGCCGGGCACCAGCCGGGCCCCAGCGGGCCCCAGCUGGGCCAGGUGGGACCACCUCCCGCUGCCUCCCUUCCUCUUCCUCCUUUUUCUUCAGAGCUGCCACCAUUAAAGAGCCAGCUUCCAUUUUCAGACAUUUUCUCUGAUGCUCUGCUGGCCUGGUAAGCCACGAGUCCACUCUGCCAUGGGAGAUUCCUUUGUGCGGUCCCUCUUCUUGAUAGCCUGGGGUAGUGGCAGGCAGGACAAGGGCAGGCUCAAGAGCAGCCUGUGCUUCGGUUUCCUUUUAGCUUGGGAAGGGAUGUUGGACAGACAGAUACAGUAGCAGGUCUGCUACCUGAGCUCUACCAUCCAGGCAUCAACAGCAACCACCACAGCGAGCUGCCUCUGGCCCAGGGUCAUCCGUAUCACCUCCAGAAGCAGUUGACAUAACGUCGUGAGACCUUGAAAGAUUCGGGGACAGCGUGAGAGCAGGAGUUUAGCUGAUUUCAGGAAAGGCCCAGGGGAAGCCAUCAACAACGGGAGUGUGAGCAUCUUUUCUUGGGUUUCCUUGGAACUAGAAAAGUGGACCUAACUUACUAUGGAAGGACCUAGCUAGCCUUCCAGGCCUGAAGAUUUGUUCCAGGUCUGUUCUGUAACAGUCUGAGAAAGACUUGCUGACAACCGUUUGUAGGUAGGAAGGUGGACCGAGAUUGCUGUGGCUGCUCUGUGUGGACUCUGGCAGGCUGCUGCCAUCUCUCGAGGUGACAUUGUUUUUCCAUCCUGGAGAGACCCGAGUGCUCAUGGAUGUCCCUUAGCUGCCUUAGUGAAGAACACCACCACCAUCAUCAGCUCAGUGGGCCCAAGCCGCCAUCAGCCAUGUGGCUCAGAUGUAAAAGCCACACGAAGAAAUGAACUGUAAACGGUGAAGUCACUUUGGAUACUUAGUUUAAAAGUUUGUGUAUGAUUUUCUAAGUUUCAAAACUGUCAGGAGUUUUUUGGCCCGAGCACUUAUAGACCUCCCCUUCCUUUGUGCACAGAAUGUGACUAAUGAGCUGGUUGCGCUGUUGUCUACCUGGGACAGUCUUUGUACAAAGAGCACACACAGUGUGCCGGAAGCGCUACAUCAUUUGACCGCCCGCGGCUUGCUCCCCUCAGACUCUGAGGCCUUUGGUGUCGGGGGCCACCCCGUAUUGCCAGUUCCUCUCUACCUGUUAGGAACACUACCAUAUUGAUACAAGAUGUUUGACAAUUGGUUCAGGGCAGACACAAGCCACACAGAGCCAGUGUCUUCUGUAAAAUAGUGGUAGGUAGGCAUUGCUGUUCCGGGCCUAUGGGAUGAAUGUGAUCCUGCUUCCAAAUCCCAAAAUGGCCUCUGGAAUGUGGGUAAGGUUCCUGGUUUGUCUGCUCUUUACUCAUGAGAGAUCAGUGUUCCAUCUCAACAGCCACUCUGGUUUGCUCUCAGGUAGUACUGGAACAGGCGGGUUUCUUAGAAAUCAGUGGGCAUUAAAGUCUCUAUGAGCCAAAUUUCCCAAGCAUAUCACUUGAGGACAGAUCUAAUAAGCAUAGCCCUUGUCCACCUUGGCUUCGGAGCUAGCCUGUCAACUGGAAAGGUUUUUGAUGCUUUCCUGGCCCCUCCGCACACUUUCUGGAACUCGAGUCUUUUCUCACUGCUUGUAUUCUCUGGGAACACUCCCUUCUCUUCCCCAACUGGUUUCUCCUCUGUUUUCCUGCCACCUUCUGUAUAAGGAAACUGAUGACUGGUUCACCCUGCCCUGGCCUCAGUGCAUCUGAGAGAUGUGUAACAUUGAGGAGCCUGAUGUGCCGUGCGAGGGAACCAGUAACUUGUCAUCGAAAGUCACUCUUCCUGCACAAUGAUGUUUGUGUUGCGUCCUGUGAGCUACACCUUGGGCAGGCGGGAGGGAGGGUGGAGGCUGCUCUUGCUCACUGAGCAAUGCAUUUGUGGGACCUCAUGCCCACAUUUGCACUGGUUAUCUCUUCUAUGACAAAGGUCGCUCUUAAACACCUCUUGAAUGUGGCCAGCUGAAGUCAGGACAUGCUGGUAAUGUCAGCUGGUGAUGUGCACGGAUUUGGGGGCUGGGAUCCAAGAAUAUGUUAAGUGAAGCCUUGGCUCUGAGGGAAAAGAAGGAGGAUUCCUAAGUGGCUAGUUGCUUCCUGAAGACCAUCAGGGAAGGGUUGCUCUUAGAGAACGGUGAAGAGCUGGAGAGACAUAAUGUUCAAUUGCCAAAUGUGUUUGGUUGCUUAACACACACCCCCCGGGAAGCUUUGUCAGGAGGCUCAGGGCUUU